CCCGCAGCCCGACCCGCCGCCCCCGCGCCGCCGCGACUGUGGGCCGGAGCUGUCACCGCGAAAACGCAGUAGGUACGCCUCAGGGCGGGGCUGGCAUGCUCCGGCGCGCAGCGCCACCGUCGCCGGCGGCACAGCCGGGAACCUUUCGUAGUUGUCAGAUUCACCACCAGGAGCAGCACACGACUGUCGAGACUUCCCAUAGUGCCAGUGAAGCCCGCUAGAGCGCAGUUGCUAGUGCGUUGCAGAACCCGGUAAUAUUGAAUGCCCGGUGGGUAGUGGCGGGCGCGCCGCUUGCGUGUCCGCGGGCCGUCUCUGCCGCCUGCGGUUAUUGCUGGCGGUGGUGCCGGCGUCGGGCCUCGAGCGCCCGCGCUGCUGCCGCUUCUACGGCCGCGCGCCCUGAAAGCGCUCCGCGUGCGCUGUUGCGGGCCGCCAGAGGCCACUUGAUCGAGCCCGUUCCGCUUUGUGACCUCCACUUUAUCAACAGCCGCGGGUCGAUUCUUUUUUUUGCCUUCAGACCCCUAUCUAUAUUCACGACGUUUCCCCACGCCCCCCGCGGAAUUCGCAGGCGACGAAUUGAAGGCGAGGUCGAGCGGUGAACGACCUGCCUUAGUAAUAGUGCCGCAACCGUACGUUGUUUUGCUUCCCGUCGUAAAAGCUAGAGCCGAUCCCCAGGAAAUUACGUGGGCGCGGGCUGUAAAGCGUGCAAGUCGGUGUUGCAAUUGCCUCUUCGUUGCGGUAGGCAGUUUAUUUCCGUCCGCGGUUCUCUCCUCCGCUCCGCUGCAGCCGCGCCAGUCUGACGCCUCGCGAAGCAAACGCGCCGAACAAAGCAAAAAAAAACACGGCCGCGCCGCGUAGUCGCUGAGUCGGUGCUUCGCCUUAUCUGAAACGACUUGCAGCGCGCUCCUCGUUAGCGGCGGAAAGUUCUGGAAUGCCUUUUUGUCGCCGUCCGAGCUAUCUGCGGAGGAGGCGGCGGCGGCUGCUGCGGGGUCACCUGGCCAGCUGAUCGACGUGGCGGCAGACGCGGGGGAGGAGCAGGAGGAGGCAUGGCGCACGACUACACGCUGCUUGGGCCGGGGCCUGUGAGGCGCCGCAGCACUCUGGCCGGCGGCGGUGCCGAGGGGGCGGUAUAUAGCCACCUCGGUGCCGCCCGCCCGCCCGCCCGCUAUACCAUGGAAAGACGCUUGCUCCCCCUUGACGCAUCGCCCUCUCGCCUCUUGUGCAGGCCUCGCUUGCAGCGCCGCUACGUCUUCGCCAUCGGCCUGCUGCUGUUGGCAGCCGCUGGCCUGGUGGUGGUCCAGCUAGUCUACCAUGUGUCGUCCGCCCACGCGGCGCCUACGCCCGUCCGGCGAGAGCCGCCCGACCCGCACGAGCCGCUGCCCAGCUCGGGGUCUGUGGAGCACCACUUUGGCCGAGCUGCCGUGUGCUCCGACGGGGCCCCUUGCUCUGCGGUAGGAAGAGACAUUCUAGCACGCAAUGGCUCUGUGGUUGAUGCUGCAGUUGCCACUCUACUCUGCAAUGGAGUGGUUAACUGUCAGAGUAUGGGGCUGGGAGGUGGCUUCUUGAUGACCCUCUACCUGCAUGAGCAACGCAAGGUCAUCACUCUCAAUGCAAGAGAGAGAGCUCCUGGCAGGGCUCACCCUGAGAUGUUUAAUGGAGACCGUAGCAAGGCUCAAUAUGUAGGGUUUGUUUUACUUGUGAUACAAAAAAGUAUCAGUAAGUUCAGCUGUGAAGUGGUUAUGCCUGCUGUGGAGAUCUGUGAGGAGGGUUACAAUAUGACCAAACAUCAAUCUGAUUUCUUAAAUCUGUAUGAAGACAAAAUUAGAAAGGAUCCCACACUGAGGUCAGUAUUUGAACACAGUUCUGGCAGAAUGCUUCAUAUGGGUGAAGUAGUGAAGCAUGGAAAGUUGUGUGAAACUCUGCGCUUGAUAUCUGAGCGUGGUGGAGAUGAUCUCUACACUGGUGAGCUUGCCAAGAUGCUGGUUGCUGAUAUGCAAGAAAUGGGUGGUGUCUUUACUGAAGAUGAUCUCAAAUCAUACAGUGUACAAUGGAAAGAACCUGUGUCGGUGACCCUGAAGACUGGAGAGACUGUGUAUUCUGUUCCUCCUCCGGGAUCUGGAGCUCUUCUCACUUUCAUGCUAGGAGUGCUCGAUGGUUUUAAUUUCACUAAGAGCAGCGUUUCUUCAGUUAAUGAAACAAUCUUAGCGUAUCAUCGAAUUGUGGAGUCCUUCAAGUUUGCUUUUGCUCAGAGAACAGAGUUAGGAGACCCUGACUUUGUUAAUACUACCCAACUGGUGUUGCAAUUGACUUCACCAGAAUAUGCAACUCAUAUUCGCAAUUUGAUUGAUGACAAUUCUACUUGGCAAGAUCCAAAAAAAUAUGGAGCUGUGUCUCUGAAUCAGGAUGAUCAUGGAACUGCUCAUGUCUCUAUUAUAGGUCCCAACGGAGAUGGUUUGGCAGUCACCAGCACUGUGAAUCUCUAUUUUGGUGCCAGUAUUGCUUCUAAGCAGACAGGAAUAAUUAUGAACAGUGUAAUGGACGACUUUUCCAAUAAGGAUUUUAAGAACUACUUUGGUUUACCAUGGUCACCAAAAAAUUCACUUCUUCCUGGCAAGCGACCCCUUUCCUCUAUGAGUCCCACAAUAAUUAUUGGUCAAGAUGGAAAUAUAAGAAUGGUUGUUGGAGCAUCAGGAGGCACCAAGAUCCCCACUGCCAUUCUUUAUGUGAUUGUUCGACAUCUAUGGUUUCAAGAAAGUGUAAAGGAAGCAGUUGAUGCUAGUCGCUUUCAUCAUCAGCUGUAUCCUAUGCAUAUUAGCUAUGAAUAUGGAGUGCUUGAUCCGGUUUUAAGAGGACUGGAGAAAAUUGGUCACAAAGUUGAGCGGUAUCGCAAUCGGGGAUCCAUCAUUUGUGCAGUGGCAAAGCAGAACAAUAGUGUUAUAGCUAAUGCAGACUUUAGAAAAGGAGGUGAAGUGUUUGGUUUGGACUGAAAGAAAGGGCUGGCUCCUUUCAAAGGUUUGAAAGAUCUGUUUUUAAGCCUAUGUGCAGAUGGCAGACUAUGGUAGACAGGUUGCUACAAUCUGUUAAAGUGAUAAUGGAAUUAUCAUGGCUCGGGUAGAAUUAGCUCACCCUGAGGCACUCAGAGAAGCUUUUUUUUUUAUUUAUACGUUUUAUUUAUAAGUUGUCAGAACUUCAAUUACCUUUAAUAGAUGACUUAAAUACUCAUAAUGAAGCACUCUGAAUUGAUAAAAGUAAUCUCUGUUUCUAGAAAGACUUUAUGUUUCCAUCAGAGACUCCCAGUUGUAUGUAUUAAUGUGUUAAAUUAUGAGUGAUAAUUAAUUACUCUCUGAAUGGGGGCACUCUUUCUAUUGGCAAACUUUCCUUUGUUGAACUGGCUUGAAGUCAGGUCAGUGUUUGAGGCAUCUGCUGUCCUUUUCCUCUUUGUUCUUCCUGAUUUUGAGUCUGAUCUUGGUAGUCACUGUGUGAACAUUCCAUGCAAUAUUUGCCAGUGUAAGAUGUGUUUCUAGAUGCUAGGCUGCCUAAUUUCCUACUGACUUGGUGCUAUCCAUUGGACUCUUUGAUGUGGCUUGAAUGUCAAUGAAACAUCUGCCUCUGUGGACUCCUAAGUGUGUAGUGCUUUUGUGCAGUGUAGAAUGAGCCAGUGGGCAAAACUAGCAGCAGUCUGCUCAUCUGGACUGCUAAAUAUCCAGCAGCGUCACAAUGGUUGUAAAUGUAAAUGAGUAAAUAAACUCGAAUGUUGAACAUGUAUUUUGUUAAUCCCCAACAUUAAUAUUAUCACUUGUACUUUUAUGUUCUGAUCUCCCUUUUCCCAUCCCAGUUUUAGUUUUAUAUUUAUAAUGUAGAAAAAUAAAAGUAC
Molecule: messenger RNA, 3871 nt
Organism: Gryllus bimaculatus (two-spotted cricket)
Lineage: Eukaryota; Metazoa; Arthropoda; Insecta; Orthoptera; Gryllidae
Source: the annotation of a GenBank genome assembly